Molecule: messenger RNA, 855 nt
Organism: Blastocystis hominis
Lineage: Eukaryota; Bigyra; Opalinata; Blastocystidae
Exons: 4
Coding region: 1-855 (284 amino acids)
Biological process (GO): DNA recombination; DNA repair; lagging strand elongation
Molecular function (GO): DNA ligase (ATP) activity; ATP binding
Source: RefSeq, a predicted model, not a curated record
AUGACGUGGCUCGGAAAACCCGGCAAAACAUUUCCGAAAGAAAAGGGCGAAUCAAUGAGUCUGAAGCUGUUCGACGUUCUUUAUCUUCACAACCAAAUGAUCACUCUCUCUCCGCUCUCUGAGAGAAAACGCCUUCUUUUGCAGAGCUUCAGCGGCCUCGAAGCCGCUGGGAUCGAAGUGAUUCCCUUCACGGAAAGCGCUUCCUCUCUCGAAGAUCGCAUUCGACAGAGUUUAGAACAUGGCUGCGAGGGCUUAGUGCUGAAACAACGCGACAGCGUCUAUGGCUGCGGCCAGCGAACGAAGGACUGGGUGAAGCUGAAAGCAGACUAUCUGGACAGUUUUGGCGACUCGGUCGAUGUGGUGAUCAUCGGAGGAAACGCUGGGAGAGGAGCGCGCAAAGGGAACUUUGGAUCGUUUUUAUGCGCGGCUCGGUCGUCUGAUAAAGAAGAUCGGCUUCGGCCGAUUUGCUUUGUUGGGAGCGGAUUCAGCGCGAAGGAUCUGCGCUUCCUCUCUGAAGAAAUCAAUCGACAUGCUGUUUCGCGCGAGACUUGCAUGCAAACGUGCGAUCUGCCUCCUGGAAUCAAGGCGGAUGUGUACUGCGAACCAAUGGUGGUUAUUGAGGUGAAGGCUGCGCAGCGAACGCAGUCUGACUUGUACGGAGGAUGGAGUUUGCGCUUUCCUCGAUUUAUCCGGAGGAGAGAAGACAAGAAGGUCUCGGAUGCUUCUGUAAUGUGGAGUGUUUGUUACUAUGCAUUCGAAGAGUAUGGAAUGUGUUUGGUUCAUCGUUUUUAUUCAUUAAAAUCAACAACAACAAAAGCUGGAAACCAAUGUUCUUACAGGAUAUGCAUGAGAUAA